AUCCGUCCAUUGAACGCGCGAGUGGUUGACUUGCGCGUGAAGGUAUUUUAUUAAUGAUUAAGCAAAACUUCAGGAAAGAGUAACAGAAAAAAAUUGUUUCGUUAAUAAAUCCCGUUUAAAAAAUAUCAGGAACAGUACAAAGUACCUUAGAAAUAUACAAAAUACAAAUGGGACAUUGGGGGAUAUUUUGUAAGCGUACUUCACUUGUUUACUAGGAUGUACACGAAUACGGAAUUGACAGAUUGAUAAAUUAAAAUUACUAUUUUGGGUAGUUGUGAGAGUGGUUCGGCCUUUGUUGUUUUAUUUUUUUGUGCAGAAAUAUUACCGUCCAAACCAGGAUUUGCUAACUAGAGAUGACGGCCAUAGAGCAGCCAUGCUACACGCUCAUCAACCUGCCGUCGGACAGCGACCCUCCCAACGAGAUGCAGCUGAAGGUGGACCUGGAGAAAGGUGACGUGAAGACGAAGAUCGAGGCGCUGAAGAAGACGAUCCAGCUGAUAGCGAGCGGGGAGCGCCUGCCGGACCUGCUCAUGACCAUCAUACGCUUCGUGCUGCCGCUGCAGGACCACAUGAUCAAGAAGCUGCUGCUCAUCUUCUGGGAGAUUGUGCCCAAGACGACGCAGGACGGCAAGCUGCUGCAGGAGAUGAUCCUGGUGUGCGACUCCUACAGGAAGGACCUGCAGCACCCCAACGAGUUCCUGCGCGGCUCCACGCUGCGGUUCCUGUGCAAGCUGAAGGAGCCGGAGCUGCUGGAGCCGCUGAUGCCCGCGAUACGCGUCUGCCUCGAGCACAAGCACUCGUACGUGCGCAGGAACGCAGUCCUCGCCAUCUUCACCAUCUACAGGAACUUUGAGUUCCUGAUCCCGGACGCCCCGGAGCUGAUCGCCAGCUUCCUGGAGGGGGAGCAGGACAUGUCGUGCAAGAGGAACGCCUUCUUGAUGCUGCUGCACGCCGACCAGGAGCGCGCUCUGGCCUACCUCGCCUCCUGCCUGGACCAGGUCACCUCCUUCGGGGACAUCCUGCAGCUCGUCAUCGUGGAGCUCAUCUACAAGGUGUGCCAUGCGAACCCGUCAGAGCGGUCCCGCUUCAUCCGCUGCAUCUACAACCUGCUGAACUCAACCAGCCCCGCUGUUCGCUACGAGGCUGCGGGCACCCUCGUCACUCUGUCCAGUGCACCAACCGCCAUCAAGGCAGCGGCCUCGUGCUACAUCGAGCUGAUCGUGAAGGAGAGUGACAACAACGUGAAGCUGAUAGUGCUGGAUCGCCUGAUAGCCCUGAAGGAGCAUCCCGCCCACGAGAGAGUCCUGCAGGACCUGGUGAUGGACGUCCUGAGAGUCCUGGCCAGCCCCGACCUCGAGGUCCGCAAGAAGACGCUCAACCUAGCCAUGGAGCUGGUGAGCUCGCGCAACAUAGAGGAGAUGGUGCUGGUGCUGCGCAAGGAGGUGGCCAAGACGCACAACGUGGGGGAGCACGAGGACACGGGCCGGUACCGCCAGCUGCUGGUGCGCACGCUGCACUCCUGCUGCAUCAAGUUCCCAGAUGUCGCUGCCACAGUUAUCCCUGUUCUGAUUGAGUUCUUGUCGGACACCAAUGAACUUGCUGCCGCCGAUGUGUUGGUGUUUGUGCGAGAAGCUAUCCAGAAGUUUGAAGCCCUCAGGCCUUUGAUCAUCGAGAGAUUGCUGGAUGCAUUCCCAACCAUCAAGUCCGUGAAAGUCCAUCGGGCCGCACUAUGGAUACUGGGAGAAUAUGCCUGCAGCCCGGAUGACAUCCAAGCCGUCAUGAAUCAAAUCCGCCAGACUCUUGGAGAGAUCCCGCUGGUGGAUGACGAGUUACGCAAGGCGGCAGGGGAGCGAGCGGAUGACGAUGCGACAUUAACACAAACACCAGUCCAGAAGCUGGUCACCUCGGAUGGUACCUAUGCCACCCAGUCUGCUUUCAAUGCCACCAGCUCGUCGAAGAAGGGGGAAGCGCGACCUCCGUUGCGGCAGUACCUGAUGGACGGAGACUUCUUCAUCGGGAGCUCUCUGGGCACGUCUCUGGCUAAACUGGCCCUCCGCUACUGCACUUUGGUGGCCGAUCCCCGCAAGCACAACCGCUUCACUGCCGAGGCCAUGCUCAUCAUCUCGUCCGUGCUGCACCUCGGCAAGUCGGGCCUGCCCGCCAAGGCGAUGACCAACGACGAUGCAGACCGCCUGCUGCUGUGUCUGAAGGUGCUGUCGGACAAGUCGCCGGUGAUCACGGAGAUCUUCAGCGAGAAGUGUCGCCAGGCGCUCUCCAUCAUGCUGGCAGCCAAGGCGGAGGAGGAGGCCACCACGCAGAAGGCGAAGGAGAAGCCCGGCUCUCUGGUGCAUGCGGACGACCCCAUCUCGUUCCUGCAGCUGUCGUCGCUGCGCGGAGAGCUGGGGGCCACGGAGAACGUGUUCGAACUGAGCCUGAGCCAGGCGGUGGUGGGUGGCGGGCGGCAGCUGGGCCCCGACCCCGGUCUCCCGGGGAAGCUCAGCAAGGUCACCCAGCUGACCGGCUUCUCGGACCCCGUGUACGCAGAGGCCUACGUGCACGUCAACCAGUACGACAUAGUGCUGGACGUGCUCAUCGUGAACCAGACAGGGGACACGCUGCAGAACUGCACGCUCGAGCUGGCCACCCUCGGCGACCUCAAGCUAGUGGAGAAGCCCCAGCCCGUGGUGCUGGCCCCCCGCGACUUCUGCAACAUCAAGGCCAACGUCAAGGUCGCGUCCACCGAGAACGGCAUCAUCUUCGGGAACAUAGUUUACGACGUGAGCGGGGCAGCGUCCGACCGCAAUGUGGUGGUGCUCAACGACAUCCACAUAGACAUCAUGGACUACAUCGUGCCGGCGUCCUGCAACGACUCCGAGUUCCGCCAGAUGUGGGCAGAGUUUGAGUGGGAGAAUAAGGUGUCGGUGAACACCAACAUCUCGGACCUCCACGAGUACCUGCGCCACCUCAUCAGCAGCACCAACAUGAAGUGCCUGACUCCUGAGAAGGUAAUGCGGACCGCCUUGUCCGGGCAGUGUGGCUUCAUGGCCGCCAACAUGUACGCACGCUCCAUCUUUGGGGAGGACGCCCUCGCCAACCUCAGCAUCGAGAAGCCCUUCAACAAGCCGGACGCCCCCGUCACCGGUCACAUCCGCAUCCGUGCCAAGAGCCAGGGCAUGGCUCUCAGCCUCGGAGACAAGAUCAACAUGACGCAGAAGGGACCGCAGAAGACCGUGUGUGGGGCAUGAGCGACUGCCUUGGUCGCAGUUGCGGGGAACUGACCGGUCUACUGCAACACCGUCUACACAUGGUUCCGCAGUGUGAACAUGAUAAUACACUUUCCUGCCCACUACAGUACUUUUACACUAACUCUCUUCUUACCUUACAUGGUUCUUCAUUCAGCAACUGGAUUUGUUAUUUAUUUUAGACAUAUUAUAUGUGUGUUUCUUUGUAUUUUGGUACUAACCAAGUGAUUUUCAGUAGCUUACCAAAUUGAAUUGGUGUUUUUGUUAACUACUGUGACCUGCUGUGUAGGUGUCUAAAAAUGGAAAUUGGAAAGAGAUGUUGUUGGCCUCUGUUGUAUUUAGGAGCAACUCACUUUUUGAAUCCAACUUAGUUAUAACUCCUGUACUUUUAUAGGGACUAGAACUAAAAUAUCAAAAAAUGCAGGAAAGUGUAAUAUUAAAGAAAUUUAUACCCUAGGGUCAUUUUGCAUUUUGUAGCCACAAAAUAGUAGUGUAAAAAUGCAUAAAAUUUUGAAUUUGAGUGUGUGACCUAGAGUUGCUACUGUAUGUAUGACAUUUUAGAAUCAUACAAGCAUUCCUGUAUACAGUUUGUGUUAUGUGGCUUUAUGCUAGGUCAGCUUUGAUUAUCUAUAUAGUUCUGUCACAUUUCAGUUUUGUUAACACGUCUUUGGCUAUCAAAAAUUAUUGUUUCUUAUGCCAACUUGUCACUCAAAGAAAUAUAAUGCAUUUUCUAGUGAAAAGCGUAAAGAAUUCUACAUGCAAGCAUGCUUGCUGAUUAAGUGUAAUCUGGUGAAUUAAUGUUUUAUUGUAUGAAUACAUUUCUAAAAUGUGUGUCUAUAGUGAUUGUAUAUUAGAGGGAAGUGUAAUUUAAUUUAUGCUUUAUAGAGUUGGAAAAUAUUUUUUGGAAGCCUUCUGCAGAUCAGAGGGUUAUGUCCUGUAUGUUCACCAGAUACUGAAACUGUUUAAAAGUAGUACUUUUUUGAUAAUUAUUGGAAUGUUACUGUUUGUGAAUAAUACAUGGUUAACUGUUGAUUAAAUUCUAAGCGUAGUGUGUGUAUCAGUGAAGUACUGUUUCUAAAUGGUGACGAGGCAGUGAAGUGUGAACCUGUAUCCACUCGUGCAAGAAAUAUAUAUUUUUGCCCAUGA
Molecule: messenger RNA, 4388 nt
Organism: Bacillus rossius redtenbacheri
Lineage: Eukaryota; Metazoa; Arthropoda; Insecta; Phasmatodea; Bacillidae
Gene: betaCOP
Product: coatomer subunit beta
Exons: 19
Coding region: 354-3245 (963 amino acids)
Biological process (GO): intracellular protein transport; intra-Golgi vesicle-mediated transport; endoplasmic reticulum to Golgi vesicle-mediated transport
Cellular component (GO): cytoplasm; COPI vesicle coat
Molecular function (GO): structural molecule activity
Source: RefSeq, a predicted model, not a curated record